UAAUGAUUGUAUGAUAAUUCCAUUUAAGUAGGUCUAUAAACUAUAUCGCAACGUAUGUGUGUAGAAUACACAUAAAAAAAAAUUAAAGUGAGAUUCUAUAUAUAACUUAGCAAAUAUAAGGUGAUGUUGUUAUACAUUAAGGAAUCACCACUUAUGUGCAAAUUACUGAAAGUUAAAACGCAGCCGCUUCCACAGUUUAGUUUAGUGCUCGUGUGACCGUUGAGCAAUUCGUAUCGCACAGUCUUUCGUAACGUCACUAACACAUUGAGUUAUCUAUAUCUAGUCCCAGUGACUGCACACAUCAUUCAAACAUAUUUUUCUAAUACGUUUGUACAUACGUUGUUUGUCAUCUUUUUUUUUUAUUAAUGAUAAAAAUUUAUCAAAUGGCCGUGUAAAAUGAAACUAUUUAUACGAAGUGUUUUGUAACUGUUACUUAUAGAUUUACCCAUAAAUUCUUUUGUUAUUUUAAAGAAAAGAAAAAGGAAGAAAAGAGAGAAGGAAAGAAAAAUUUUGACGAAUGCUCAGCGUCGAGACGUAAGUCUGUAGAAAGAUAUUUGUGGAGGAGGAAUCUGGGUAUCGGGUGUGCAUGGGUACCGUCUCAACGUCGACGAUAUAAUUCGAUAGUCGUAAUCUAGAGGUUGAAUGUGCGAGCGAGCGAAACCGAAUUGGUGAUCGAUACGAAAACAAACGACGAAAACGGCGACACUGGUGCAACGAUUUGAAACGUAAUGGUCAUUAAUGUCAUCGAUUCAUUAAUCGAGGUCACAUUGAAAAUUCAGAACGAUGGAGAUACGCGUACGAUACUUGUUCGCCAUUAUGCUGUGCAUAGCAAACAUGAUUAUUUAUGGUCUGAAAGUUAAUAUCGCAACGGCUAUCAUCGGUAUGGUGAAAAAAAAGCCGGGUAUACCGGAUUGGUCAGAUGAGUGUCCGGAAUUUGAUGUUCCUGUACAUGCCGAUAUCGAUGGUCCAUUCGAUUGGACAGCAAGCGAGCAAGGUUUGGUUAUUAGUAUAUACUUUGCUGGAUAUCUUGUCGGCAUGUUUCCAUCGGGAUAUUUGGCGGAUCGGUUUGACACGAAGUUAGUAUUGUUAAUAUGUGUGCUGGCAAAUGGAGUCUUAACAAUAUUGGUACCGAUCGCGGCAAGGGAGUUGUACGUACUAUACAUUGUUAGAUUUUUGACCGGUUUUGUGAGCGCAGCGAAUCUUCCUAUAGUAAAUGUUCUUUUGGGAACAUGGGUUGUGUACGAGGAAAAAAGCACAUGGGUCGGCAUUAUAUACGCUGGAACGUCGCUCGGCACCGUGAUAUCUAUUCUUACCUCGGGAUUGAUAUUACAUUACGUGGGCUGGGAGGCUAUCUUUUACAUCCAUGGAACGACACCGUUAAUCUGGUGCGUCGUCUUUUAUUUCUUUUUCGCCGGUUGUCCGGAAAAUCAGAAGUACAUAACGGAGCAUGAAAGAUCGUUUAUCGUGAACUCGUAUGGUCAUCGAGCACCUGGAUCCAGAAAGAUGAAGAUUCCAUGGAAAAGUAUAUUUACAUCGGUGCCAUUUUUGGCUCUGAUCGCUACGAAUUGCUUAGGCAACUUUUGUUGGUAUUUCUUGCUCACCCAACUGCCGCUUUAUAUGAACAAGAUAUUGCGAUAUGAUAUUACAUCGAAUGCCGCUAUCGUUUGCACACCGUAUCUCGUGAACGCCUUCACCAAUCCAUUAAUCGGACGAGUUUUAGAUUGGGGACGGCAAAAAGGAAUUUGGUCUCAAACAGUUGCGCGUAAAAUAGCAGUGUUCAUAAGCACUAUCCCACCUAGCAUCUUCCUCGUUAUAAUCGCGUACAUUGGUUGCGCUCGUGUGACGUCGACUGUGCUGCUAACCUUGAGUAUAGUAGUCUGUGGUGCUAUAUUCGUCGGUCAUCUUUGUAAUCAAAACGAUCUGGCACCAAAUUAUGCAGGAAUUCUCAUGGGUAUUACAAAUACUCCGGGUACUAUUUCCGCUUUUAUCCUGCCACCGAUAGUUGGAGCUCUCGUAGCGGAAGGACACACCAUAGCGCGAUGGAGAAUUGCAUUCUGGAUUACCAUCGUCGCCCAAGUUCUCGCUUUCGUGAUAUUUGCGUCCUUCGGAUCAGCCAAAAUUCAACCAUGGAAUUAUCCGGAGGCUGAAGCCGAAAACUGGGACGAGGACGCACAACAAGGACAACGGGAACGGCAACAAGAAACGAAGACUUAAAUUGAGACUACGUUUGUACAAUUCUUACUAAAAACUUAGAAGGGAAACAUUUUUUUUUUUUUAUAGAAAAAUGAAUUCCGCCUGUUGCAUAAGAAAUGUUAUAUAGGUAAAUUAAAUAAUUACGAUAAUAUAAGUUAUCGUCAAACGAAAUC
This is a messenger RNA of Trachymyrmex septentrionalis, 2366 nucleotides long. Its product is annotated as sialin-like. The record is from RefSeq and is a predicted model, not a curated record. Lineage: Eukaryota; Metazoa; Arthropoda; Insecta; Hymenoptera; Formicidae. Gene Ontology annotation, biological process: transmembrane transport; monoatomic anion transport. Bases 784 to 2214 code for a protein of 476 amino acids. The transcript has 7 exons. Gene Ontology annotation, molecular function: transmembrane transporter activity.